AUGGCCACGUCAGCUACGCCUCUCCCUCUCCUCCGGCGGCCGGUCCUUAACCACGGCAACUUCGCCAAGAAUCCACGGCGGAAUCCGGUAGUGUUACCGGUGAACCAGAGUAGAUGUGAUCUGUUCGCCGGCGAGUGGGUACGGGAUGAGACGUACCCACUUUACAAUGUGGAAGAAUGCGGCGGAGGAAUGAUAGAUCCGGGGUUUGACUGCCAAACUUACGGCAGGCCUGACUCCGAUUAUCUCAAGUUCCGGUGGAAACCUUUCAACUGCGACGUUCCUAGAUUCAAUGGGGUCAAGUUUCUACAAGAGAUGAGGAACAAAACAAUAAUGUUCGUUGGUGAUUCACUGGGGAGAAACCAAUGGGAAUCGUUGAUGUGUAUGAUCUCUGCAUCAGCACCACACAUUCAUACACAUAUCAUCCAUGAAGAUCCUCUCUCUACCUUCAUGAUCCUUGACUACAACGUGAAGGUGUCAUUCUAUAGAGCUCCAUAUCUUGUAGACAUAGACAAAAUCCACGGAAAGACAACUCUCAAACUCGACGAAAUAUCAGUUGAUGCAUCGGACAUUUGGCGCACGGCCGACGUUUUACUGUUCAACACUGGUCACUGGUGGAGCCAUACCGGGUCUUUACGAGGGUGGGAGCAGAUGGAGACAGGAGGGAGAAAUUACGAAGACAUGGAUAGGUUGGUGGCAUUGAGAAAAGGACUAAGAACAUGGUCUAAUUGGGUCCUUCGUUAUAUCAACUCUCCUCUCACUAGAGUUUUCUUCCUCUCCGUCUCACCCACACACUACAAUCCAAAUGAAUGGAUUUCAAAAGCAAAAGCUUCAACGACAACUCAAGGAGCAAAAAGCUGCUACGGCCAAACGGCACCGUAUAGUGGAGCAACAUACCCAACAAGUUCGUACGUGAACCAGAAGAAAGUCAUUGACGAAGUGGUGAAAGAGAUAAAAUCCCAUGUCUCGUUGAUGGAUAUAUCUAUGCUCUCUGCUCUUCGUAUCGACGGUCAUCCAUCGAUCUACAGUGGAGAUAUCAGUCCAUCUCUGAAGAGAAAGCCUGACCGUUCAUCUGAUUGUAGCCAUUGGUGUCUUCCUGGUCUGCCCGAUACUUGGAACCAGUUGGUUUAUGCUUCUUUGUUGUACUAA
Molecule: messenger RNA, 1146 nt
Organism: Microthlaspi erraticum
Lineage: Eukaryota; Viridiplantae; Streptophyta; Magnoliopsida; Brassicales; Brassicaceae
Source: the annotation of a GenBank genome assembly